AUCAUAGUUGGAGAAGCUGGCCUUCUUACGCGUCGGCCUACUCAAAAGUAACUCUUACCACACUUGUAAUGUGAUUCUAUCAGGAGCAGUCAGUGAAACACAGUCGUCACUUUAGGAAGAAGAAAGUGAGAAAGAGAGCAUGCGGAAAAAAGUUAUUUUCUCUUCUCAUGCUGCUGCUAACACCAUUUAUUUCAAAUUUAUAUGAAUAUACAAGCUAGCUAGUGUUUUGCUUAUAGUUAAAUAUAUUGUCAGACGCAUAUUUAUAUUCUUCCUCGUCUAAGUCUGUAUUCCGUCUUUGCCUUUAAUUUUUUUUUUUUCUGUACACGUGUCCCACUCUUGGCUCUGCUAUCGUUACAAUCACCUGAAUCAGCAGAAUAAUUCUUAGCUUGUCUCCAUCGGAACUCAUCUGCGAUUUUUAGAUACUUUGUUGUUUCACCACCGAAAUUCUUCGAACAACUUUCAUAAAUGAUUUGUUGGUGAUGUAAAUUUUUAAUAGGCUGUUUACUAGAAUACUUUUUGAAACUUAUAUAUAUUUUUAUACAGAAGGAUUUAUAUUUAUAUAACAUGGCGUUAAGGGGACUUAUUCUGGGCUUCUGCCUGGUGAAUAUUGCACAAAUAUUAGCAAUUGAACCAUCAUCAGAUACAUACGAUGAAAUGUACAGCAGGGCAAGGGAUGCUUACAGGAGUCAAAGCUGGCCUGAAUGUGUGAAACAAAUCAAUGAUGCUUUGAAAGAUUAUAAAUUCUAUCGAAGUACUUUAAUUACUUGUCGGCGUGAAUGUCGAGGAAAUGUGAUAAAUGAAAAUGAAACUUCAGUUACCCCGGAAUUGGAGAAUAUGAUACCGUUUUUCUUCAAGAUUAUCAAAGUAUCGAACUGUGUUCGAAUUUGUAAACAAAAGAACAUGCCUAACAGGCCUGAUGUAGCUGUUCACUUAGAUGUCGAAGACGAUUUCGAGAUGCGAAUGCCUUACGAUUAUUUACAGUUCUGUCAUUAUAAGGCUACAAAAAUCAAUUAUUAUACCACACCUACUUUGCAACCAUAUUGUCCUACCCACCAGAUGAAAGAAACUUGUACACAUAAGAUGGAUAAUGUAAAAGAAGCUGUAGCUGCAGCAUACACCUACCUCAUGGCUGAUGCUAAACAAGAUACAACAGUGCAGAAUCUUAUGUUUUACCAACAAUUUCCUGAAGUUGAUACAUCAGACUUUAUUGAUCUUGAACGGCGACCUUACCAGACUGCUUUCAUCAAUGGCCAAGAAAAUCAACGUAAUGGAGACUGGCAAGAAGGUAUAAAAUACAUAGAGGAAGCUAUCAAUGAGUUCAUCAAAGAAGAGGAAGAUUGCCGAAUUCUCUGUGAAGGUCCUUAUGAUCAUGAAAGUUUCCCAGAGUUUAUCAAUGCAAUAUCAGAGCACUAUAUCAGUGUUUUAAAAUGCCAGGAUAAAUGUGAAGAAAAGCUAAGCUUACUUUAUGGUGAGAAAGUAAAAGACUUCUUCCCAGAAAUGUAUAACUAUUUACAGUUUGGUUACUACAAAUUGAAUGAUAUUCCAAAUGCAGUAAAGGCUACAGCUUCUUAUCUAUUGUUGAAACCUGAAGAUCCCACCAUGUUGGAAAAUAAACGGAUUUAUAUAAAGUCUGGAAUAACACCUGAAAAUAUUAUACCUCGACCAGAAGCAUUGAAGUAUUUCACACAUACAAAACAGAUAAAAAACAUACUGCAAUAUGUCGCGGAGAAAUAUGUUUCUGCUGUUGAUGAUGAAGGUGAAGUAGAUGAUAGUUUGAAAUCAAUAGACUUGGACAGUGUGGACCCUCUUAACUACAAGCGUCUGAGUGAAAGCCAUUAUUUACACAUAUUUGAGAAAUAUGGUUUGAGAAUUAUGGCUGAACCAAACGACCUCUUUGAACCCUAUCGUUUAGUUGUGGAUGGUUUUAUUGGAGAUGAGCAGUGUCAAGAAAUGGUAAACCUGGUAACUAAAAUGAAUGUUUCUGACGACUACAAUGUUGGAUUACGCUUGUUGCUUCGGAUAAGUGGUAUUGCAAAACAAUUCAUCCAGAAAUAUUUAAAUCACAAUAUUUUCCAUUAUUCCACAAAGGUUAUUUGCAAAGAUAAAUGGAAUGGGAAUUGUUUCUUCACUGAAUCUGGUAAAUGUCUUUCAGAAUUUGUUCCAGAAGGGAGUUUUCAGAGUAUAACACAUCUUUCAAGCAUUCCUAAAGCUGGUGGAAGUUAUUUUGCCAAGCCUGAAGAGAUAAUUAUUCGACCAAAGUGUGGCAGAAUGAUCCUCUUCAGGUCAACAGAUCCACUCGGUAUGAAACCUUUCAACGAAUCAGAAAUGCAAAGAUGUGUUUUGUGGAAUGUUUUUGGAAAUGUCCCCAUGCAAGAUGAAAUUGACCAUUUAGAUGCUCUGAUCCUUCUUAGGAACAUGGACGAACAGGUUAUGUUGAACACUUCUGAAAACCGAAACCAAGUAUUAAAUGAUUUAUUAAAUCAAGGAGUUGAAGUGGUCUCUACUGAGAAAGAGAUGCUGGGCAAAGAAAGAUUUAUUGCUGAUGGUUUGGCAUCACAAGCUGAAUGUGAAACUCUCAUUGAUUUAGCUAAUGCAGGGGGCUCGUUAGGGGAUGGCUAUGACAGAGAAGCAUCUCCCCAUUCAGCUAAUGAGUAUUUUGUGGGCCUGAGUAUCCCAGGUGCUAUCGAGCUUGUCAAAGAAGGUACUGUUAGUUUCGAUGCUGUAAGUCUCCUUCUGAAACUUGCAGAAAAAGGACGUCUGUUAGUAGAGAAAUAUUUAAAUUUAACUAAACCCCUCUACUUUGAUUUCACUCAUUUGGUCUGUCGUACAGCUGUAGAUGAAGAUGAAUUAGACCGGAAUGAUUUAUCUCAUCCAAUUCAUGCAGACAACUGCCUUCUUCAGCCUGAUGGUACUUGUUUAAAAGAAGUACCAGCCUAUAUACAAAGAGAUUACAGUGCCAUCAUCUACUUAAAUGGAGAAUUCACAGGAGGAGAAUUCAUUUUUGCUUAUCCAAAUAAGUCAGAACAGUUGUCUAUGAAACCAAAGUGUGGAAGACUAGUUGGCUUCAAUGCUGCAGAUUAUCAUGGAGUGAAAGCAGUCAUAAAAGGCCAGCGCUGUUGUUUGGCUAUGUGGUAUACUCAAGAUCCAGACUUCAAAGAACUGGCUCAUAGCCAAGCUUACAAAAUUCUAAAACAAGUAGAGAAAGAGCGAGAGGAAAGCGAAAAAUCUAGUUCUGACAGUGCUGACAAUGAUAUUGAAAAAGACCAACCAAAUUCUUCUGAUUCUUCCACAGACAUUUCUUCAAAAGAAAAGAACACAGACAGUAUAUCGAAUAAAAAUGAAGAAUUGUAGGCCUAGCUUUAUGAUAUGUCUUCAUGCUGUGAAAAAAGUAUUAUUAAUAUUUUUAUGUAAAUAAUUUCAAUAGACAUCUUCAUCUUUACUGUCUUCCUCACAAAAUGUUUGAUAAGAGGAAAAGCCACUCAAAAAGUCUUUCGAUAAAAAACACUCACCCCACACACACACACACACACACACACACACACAUACGCACGCACACACACACACACACUUGCUCAUAUAUUCGCACUCAAAAUGCAAAUUUGAACAAAUUCUAAUGCCAAAGCUGAACUAUAUCUCAUAACAAAAAACAGUUAUUGACAAUCAACAUAAAAGUAAAGCAACAAAAUGAUGAUGUUGAUCUAGAAGCUUUAAUUAUAUAUAAAUUUGAAUAUAAAAUAUAUAUAUAUGUUUUGUAUUGAAUUUUAUGCAUAAUGCUUUUAUAUGUGACAUCAAAAAAAUGCGUAUAUAUAUAUAUGUAUAUAUAUAUAUGUUUAUGUAAAACAUGUAUAUAUGUGUAUAUGUACAUAUACAUGUAAAUAUAUGUGUGUAUAUAUUGAUAUGUAAAUACAUGUGUGUAUGAAAGGGUGUGUAUGGCUUAACAAAUGCUUUAUGUUAAAGAAUAUAGGUGCUAUUUUGAAGUAUUUCUCUUUGUAGAACAAUCAAGAACAAAUAUUGGAAAUUUAUUAAAACUGAUUAAAAAUUAAACAAAAUUUAAA
Octopus bimaculoides (California two-spot octopus) is the source of this 4055-nucleotide messenger RNA. RefSeq names its product prolyl 3-hydroxylase 2. Gene Ontology annotation, biological process: collagen fibril organization. The record is from RefSeq and is a predicted model, not a curated record. NCBI's taxonomy places the organism in Eukaryota, Metazoa, Mollusca, Cephalopoda, Octopoda, Octopodidae. Gene Ontology annotation, molecular function: iron ion binding; L-ascorbic acid binding; oxidoreductase activity, acting on paired donors, with incorporation or reduction of molecular oxygen. Gene Ontology annotation, cellular component: endoplasmic reticulum.